Molecule: messenger RNA, 3209 nt
Organism: Portunus trituberculatus (swimming crab)
Lineage: Eukaryota; Metazoa; Arthropoda; Malacostraca; Decapoda; Portunidae
Gene: nau
Product: transcription factor SUM-1-like
Exons: 4
Coding region: 550-1383 (277 amino acids)
Biological process (GO): muscle organ development; regulation of transcription by RNA polymerase II; positive regulation of myoblast differentiation
Molecular function (GO): protein dimerization activity; DNA-binding transcription factor activity, RNA polymerase II-specific; RNA polymerase II cis-regulatory region sequence-specific DNA binding
Source: RefSeq, a predicted model, not a curated record
GGCACACAUCCCGGACUGAUCGAGACCUUUGUUCCGCGCCGCGAGUGCCGAGGCGCGCUGCCUGCAGGCAAACACUAAGUGCCGGGCAAUGGCACUCUGACGGGGCGGGGCGAGGCGGGCCAAGCAGGGCGGGACGAGGGCGGUAGUGUCAGGUGACCUCAGUGUUGGUCCUGACGCAGGUGAGGCCAGUGGUGCCAGCUCGCUGCUUGGGUCGCCCCAGCCAUGUGACGCCAGUGGCAGCCACGCCUUCCCGCGGGGCACACACAGCGCCGCCAAGCACGCCGCCACGCACCCACCGCCAGUGACGCGCGAGUGACAGUGACCUCAGCCCCGCUAUGGUGACACUGCGCCGCCAGGCCCCGCGCCCCGCGCCAGCCCCGCGACGGUGACGCCCCAGAGCCAGGCCCGCCUGGCACCACGGAGUGACAGUGCCGCGCCGCGAUGGUGUAAGGGACGCCACGAGUGGCAGAGCGUAGAGCAGCACAGGCAGCAGCAGGCAGGGAGGCAGGGCGCCGGCCAGCAGGUGGCGGGGCGGCAGGGCGCGGCACUAUGAUGCCGGAGCUCCGAUCGUGCCGCUACGACACGCGUUACUCUGACAGCCUCUCGCCGGACGCCAGGCCGUACUCCGUAUCGCCGAGCUUCCCCGGUCACGCCCACCGCCACGCCCGCCGCAACUGCUCGCCCCAGCACGAGCCGCGUCCCUCCUCCGCCGAGCUCGCAGAGCCCUUCGCCAGCAGUCCGCAGCACAGAGGCGGUGACCUCUUCAAGUCCGAGGAUGAGUACAUGGACGAAGACGACGCCCACGUGCCGCACGUGCUGGCGCCCUCCACGCACGUCGCGGGCCACGCCCACGCCCGCACCUGCCUACUGUGGGCGUGCAAGGCGUGCAAGAGGAAGAGCGUGACAGUGGACAGGCGCAAGGCGGCCACCAUGCGGGAGCGGCGCCGGCUGCGGAAGGUGAACGAAGCUUUUGAGAUGCUGAAACGAAGGACAUGCAGUAAUCCUAACCAAAGGAUGCCCAAGGUGGAAAUCCUACGCAACGCCAUUGAAUACAUAGAGUCCUUGGAGGAUCUGCUACAUGGCACUCCUUCCCCAGAGGCACCCAAUACUGACAACACUCCGGAUGGCACUUGCACCUCCUCCCACUACCUGAGUUCCGGGGGGUCAGGUUUCUUUCCGGAGAGGUCAGGGCAUUAUGGGGACACUGCCAAUGCUUACUCCUCGCUUGCAGGACACGACCAGAGCGGCAGCGGCGGCGUGGCAGGAGGCGGCGGCGGCGGAGCGACAUCCACCUCUAGUUUGGAUUGUCUCUCGCUUAUCGUGGAGUCUAUUAGCCCUUCCACCACAGGCAUCAUGAACAGUGUGGCUGACAAGGGGACGUAACGCUCUGGACCAGGUUAAGUGCAGCGUUGUAUAGAAGAAAAUGAAGAGGAGGAGGACGAGGAGGUGGGUGGAGAGGGCACUACUAAGCUAUGUAUCUUUGAAAAUUUGCUUAAACGAAUACAACAGUGACUGACAAGGGGCAUUUAACCUCUCAGAAAUAUGGAGUCGUAUAGAGAAAAGACAUUACUGUGCCAUACCUCUGAAAAUGUGAGCAACUGACGAACAAAACAGCGGCUGACGAGGAAACUUCAGCACUACGUACACAGGGUAUCGUCACUGCUUCAUGUUCGGGGCAGCACCAAACAAGCCGCAAAUGAGGCAGUGAAGCAAAAGCCCUCUACACAAGGCAAGGAUGUAGUCGCCUUCCAUUUUACAGCCAUGGGAGGAAAGAAAACGAAGCUUCUAGUGACGGCAGUGAGUGAAAAAAAAGCCCGAUAUUCAGAGACGCUUUCCUCUCUCACCGCGACCAUUUUCAAAGACCACAGAUUUCUAAAGGCGAGUUCUAAAGAGUAUCUAUCCUAUUAAUAAUGCAGGAAACUUGUUAAUAUGUCACUAGAAUUACAGAAACAUCCUUAAAAACCGGUGUCACUUCAACUAGAGCCCUUUGAAAACAGUGAAGGUGCGGCGCGGAAGUGUUUCAGAAUAUGGGGCUUAAACCUUAAAUUUUUCAUCAGGACUUGUGUUUAGAGGCUACAGAAAUUAGUUAGGUUUUCUUAAGUGUUGCAGAAUCCUUGUUAAAUAAUCACUACAAUCCUAAAAACCCUUGAAAAAAACAGCAACGUCCAUGAAAACUGUCAUUGCUGUUAUCUGAGGCGACGCAAAAAACAGAAAAAAGGAAAAAUUAUCGAGGAAGGUACAAGAACACAUAACAAGUGGAGAAAAGAUAAGGAAAAGAAUGAAAAAUGUGGUGCCGGCCUGAAAAAAGAUGGGCGAUGUGCAGAUACACGUGAAGAGAGUGUGAGUUGUUAUUGUGAGGUAAUAGACACUUCUGUAUGUGCCUUGUGCCUUAAAGUGGGUGCUCAGUGAGUGCUGAGGUGAGUCUCCUGCUGUGUGAUGCCAAAAGACUGAUAUUUAGUACUUAAGGUGAAAUGUUUCUAAGCGAAGGUAUUACCACAUCUUUUUGUUUUAUUUCUCUGUUUUUCGUACUUAUUCCCGUCACAGAAUGAAGUGAUAUACGUUUCUAUAUUUUCGCCUCCUAUCUGUUUACUUUUUUGCUCUUUACAAUCACCACAAUAUGAAGAUACAAGCUUUAUUUUUCUCCCUUUCCAUUAAUUCACUUAUCAUCGUCACAGAAUAAAGUGAUAUCCGUUUCUAUACUUUCUUUUCUUUUCUUUCUAUAUUUUAUCUUUAUUUUUACCGUCACAGUAUGAAGUUACACGCUUUUUUCGUCUUCCUUUACCUUAUUUCACUUAUCACCGUCACAAAAUACAGUGAUACACGCUUCCCUCUCUAAGUAUUUUGUAAUGUAUAGGAAGGGAGAGUGGAAACGUUAUUGGGAGCAACGUAAUGAGGGAAAGAAUUCAGACCGUCGACUCAUUUCCAUUCUAAGACAAGAUUUUUUAUUCAAUUUUUUUUUUUUUUCUUGAAGUGUGUGGCGCGGUGAGUAAGGACACUGACAACAACACAGCGAGUCUCACAAUGUACAAGAGGACGAGGGGAAAGAAAAUAUCCCUCUUUUACCUAAGUUAUCUGCCAAGUUUAUUAUUAUUAGGCAAUUAUAAAACCCUAUACAUAUACUACUAUUUCUUCCAGCGGUACUUACUCAUAUUAUAAAAGGGACAAUACUCAGAAAUAAAAGUAUUAUCACAAAUAUCAUCCAAUACACA